Messenger RNA from Phlebotomus papatasi, 1992 nucleotides. RefSeq lists its product as uncharacterized. Lineage: Eukaryota; Metazoa; Arthropoda; Insecta; Diptera; Psychodidae. The transcript has 3 exons. The record is from RefSeq and is a predicted model, not a curated record. Bases 1 to 1992 code for a protein of 663 amino acids. Gene Ontology annotation, molecular function: nucleic acid binding; RNA-DNA hybrid ribonuclease activity.
AUGCCUCGUGAUCGUGUGAUCUUCCGUUCGAUACGAUCACUGAUCACUCUAUCACCUCAUCGAUCGUCGGUCAUGGACAAUUACUUGGGUGAUCAACUGCCCUCCUCACAGUUGGAGGGGACAAUUAUACUGCCGAUACACGGCUACCUAAGUGGCCGUUCCACUAAUACCGCUUUGAGUGAACUGAUUUAUGCUGUUGAGGGCUCUCUGGAGGCGAAAGAAGUUGCGCUAUGUGCCUUUAUUGACAUCUCUGGGGCAUUUGACAGCACCAAUUUUGACAUGGUACUCGAAGCUUCACGUAAUAAGAACAUCAACCAGUUCAUUAUAGACUGGAUGACGGCAAUGCUCAGAUCCCGUACGGUAGAAACCGGAGAAGGCCAAGACCGAGUGGCAGCUCGGGUGACUCAGGGAUGUCCACAAGGUGGGGUGUUAUCACCACUAAUGUGGUCCCUGGUCAUCGAUGGACUUCUUACAGAAUUAUCUGAAAACGGGAUCAGAGCUACAGGAUAUGCUGACGACUUAGUCAUCAUUAUAAGGGGUAAGCAUGAUAAGAUAAUUUCAUCUUGCAUGCAACACGACCUAAAUAUCAUCUCGAAAUGGUGUCAAAAUGCGGGACUGAAAAUCAAUCCCUCCAAAACUACCUUAGUACCUUUUACAAGAAGGCGUAAGGUAAAUCUCGAUAAUAUCCUUCUAGAAGGAACUAUUAUUGAGAUCAAGCAAGAAGUUAAAUAUCUAGGGCUCAUGCUUGACAGCAAAUUGACCUGGAACGCACACAUUACGUGCAUUACCAAUAAAUCCAUAAAAGCCCUUUGGACAUGUCGUAAAAUGGUUGGUCAAAAAUGGGGUCUGAAACCCCAUAUCAUCGUUUGGAUUUAUGAAUCCAUUGUUAGACCAAUCAUAGCAUAUGGCUGCCUAGUUUGGUGGAAGAAAACCCAACAAACUAAGGCCACAAACCAACUCCAGAAGGUACAAAGGCUCGCUUGCCUUGCUGUAACAGGGGCCAUGAGAUCUUGCCCAACUGCGGCAAUGGAAGCUAUCCUAGAUAUAAACACCCCAGUUGAAGUGGGACUGCAUGAUCUCAGAAUCAAAAGACCGCUGAUCGGGAACAAAUUCGAGGUAGCAAUACUCAACAGACAAGAUGCACUCCAACACAUCGAUGAAUCGAAAGAUCAUUGGUAUACGGACGCGUCUAAAAUGGAAUGUGGAUGUGGUAUAGGCAUUGUUGGCCCUGACACAUAUAUUUCACUCCCCCUGGGUGCUGACAUCUCAGUCUUUGAGGCAGAGAUAAUGGCCCUGGUAUUCUGUGCUGCAGAAUGUGGGAGGAAGUAUACAGAUUCCACCACUAUUAAAAUAUUAUCAGACAGCCAAGCGGCUCUGAGAGCUCUAAUUGCCCCCAUAUGCUCAUCAAAACUAGUUCUUGAAUGUAGGCAAGAACUGAACAAACUGGCUGAACGACAUCAAGUAAUUCUUACUUGGGUCCCUGGCCAUUCGAAUGUGGAGGGCAACAACACAGCAGAUUCUUUGGCUAAAUCUAGUGCCAAGACACCCUUCAUUGGUCCAAUGCCUACUUGCGGUUAUUCUGGGAGCCGUAUCAAGCACCUUCUCAAUGAGAAGGCGACCAAUGAGCACAAAGUACACUGGGCUAAGCAGCCUGGUCUCCGGCGUGCUAAGUUAAUCCUGGAGCCAGACGGCAAAUGGAGAAAAGAAAUUCAAAAUCUCAACAAAAUACAGCUAAGAUUGCUAGUUGGCCUGCUCACGGGACACUGCGCUCUUGGCUCCCACUUAAAAAGAAUGGGCAUUAGCACGGAUGAGACUUGCCGAUAUUGUCUGGAAGAUGAAGAGGACAAUAUUCACAUCCUGUGCUACUGUCCGGCAUUUGGGAUACAGCGGAGAAUUUCACUGGGCGACUCUGUCUGCCCCGCCUCUGUCAUCAAAACGUCUCAAUCUGGAGCUUUACUGUCCUUUAUUAAGGGCGCCAAAAUAGAGCUCUAA